Thrips palmi is the source of this 1484-nucleotide messenger RNA. RefSeq lists its product as uncharacterized. The coding region runs from base 424 to 1335 and encodes 303 amino acids. Gene Ontology annotation, cellular component: cytosol; HAUS complex. The record is from RefSeq and is a predicted model, not a curated record. The transcript has 2 exons. NCBI's taxonomy places the organism in Eukaryota, Metazoa, Arthropoda, Insecta, Thysanoptera, Thripidae. Gene Ontology annotation, biological process: spindle assembly.
GCCUUCGCCGAACACGUGGAGCUGAAAGACUGGACACCCAUAUCAUGUCAGUGGUAGCGUAGUCGUAGUAUUCUUCCACUCUUCUUGUUCCUCUUGUGCGGAUUGGAUUGAAUUUACCGGUUUCUCUUCUCUCCACUAUUGCCAACAUUCAAAAUCGUCAACAUUAUUCAAACGAAUUAGUUUUGUGCUGUCCGUUCCCUUUAAGCUGAGCAGUGAAAUAAAAGGAUCUACAAGCCAACAUCCUUGAUAUGUCUCUCCCUCUGGGAUCUUGUCACUUGUAACGUCAAAAUGCCCAACUCGUGAAGGUUGGCUCUAGUGGAUUGAGGAGGCGGCAACCCAUUUGAAUGAAAUCACUGUGAACGGUUUGUAAACAAACUGGUGGUGGAGGAAGAAAACCGGCUGCUUCAUUGGACUGUAGCAAGAAUGAUGUCGACAUCAAUCAAUAAUUCUUCCUUUCUUGAUCCACACUUUAAUAAAGUUCGUCCGAGAAACGCGACAAUCAAGAAUAACGGUGAUGAAGAAUUCAUGAAAUGGAUGUCUUCAAUGAAUCCGAAGCUGCUCAGCAAGUACCCUGCCUUCUCCAAGGAAUCGCAGGCCAAAUUGAGAUCCUUGUACACUUUCAACCUGCAGACUGACAGUACUGUGGAUGACAUCAUAAAGAAUAUGAAUAGGAGCGAUUCUGAAUAUGAAGCCCUGGCGCUCAAAACUUCUGAUCAUCUUCAACGUCUACACUUGGGCGAUGAUGAAGAGCUUAGCUGUGAUACUCAACAAGCGCUUCUUGAAAAAGGAAGCAUCGUUGUGCAAGGGAAUUUAGGGGACGGGAGUGAUGUGGGAGCUGUUGCCACCUUGGCUGUCGAUUUUCUUGCGCAAUCAAACACUUCCAGGCAGAAGUUAGGCCUUGUCAAAGAUAUUCAGUUGUUGAGAAGGAGAAAUGAGAGAUUGAGAGAGAAUUCUAAAUACUUCGGAAGAGAGCUGAAGUUGGCUACUGAGGAGGUCGCAUCUCAACAGACUUUCCUAGAAAAUUUGAUCAUUGACCUGAAUGUUAGUCAGUCUAACUUGUCAAAACUGAAUCAAACGCUCUCAUCUACCAAAGCUGAGCUCAAUGAACGUGGUGUAACUCCAGCCAUUUCAAAUCAGGCCAUCAUGGACGCUUAUCAGGACUAUAUUACCUUGCAAAAUGAAAUAAAUUGUUUGAAAGGCAAGCUUUCUAAGUAUGGUGAUUUGCCUUGCAGUGUUACAGAGGCCUCUAAAGUUAUCUCAAGUAAAAAGCAGCAUUUGGAUGCCUUAUCAAAUGAGUUGAAAAAUGUACUAGCUUCUUACUAUAGCAAACAUUAGAGUUCAUAAGUGCAUAUUGUAUUCAGUACUACUCUGAAUUUCAACAUAUUGUGAAAAAUGCAAUACUAUGAUAUUUCCUAUGAAAAAAUUAAUUGAUUUGUCAGUGAGACAUUUAAGUUUACUGUAAUAAAUUUUGUGCAACUUUUUCA